Molecule: messenger RNA, 3581 nt
Organism: Cucurbita moschata (crookneck pumpkin)
Lineage: Eukaryota; Viridiplantae; Streptophyta; Magnoliopsida; Cucurbitales; Cucurbitaceae
Product: serine/threonine-protein phosphatase 4 regulatory subunit 3-like
Exons: 24
Coding region: 350-3064 (904 amino acids)
Biological process (GO): protein dephosphorylation
Cellular component (GO): protein phosphatase 4 complex; nucleoplasm
Molecular function (GO): protein phosphatase activator activity
Source: RefSeq, a predicted model, not a curated record
CAUAACUGAAAAUUCAGGUUUCUAUUUCCAAUAUGUGAGAUGAUUUUUCCAUCUUUCCUACGGCUCGAGAAGUGGAAAGGAACAAAAACACCAGACGAGGAGGAAGAAGACGGAGGAACACAGAGGAACACAGACGAAAUACGAGCAAUUGAAAGCUCCCAGUGCUUCGUCCAUGGCAUUUAGGGCUUCUUCUCUCAACUCUCACUGAAAUACUUGCUCUCUAUUUACUUUCUUCUUCUCCCUGUUUCGUUGUAUUGGAAAACCCUAAUUCUCCAUGCACCAAUUUCCGUUGCUGUUCACUCCACUUCAACACUGCCUUUGAAGUUGAGUCAAUUUAGCUGCAGUUGGUAUGGGCGCCCCAGAUAGAUCUCCCGCGACCUCCAAUUCUAUGCAGCGUGUCAAAGUAUAUCGUUUGAAUGAUGAUGGAAAAUGGGAUGAUCAAGGAACAGGGCAUGUUACUGUUGACUAUUUGGAGAGAUCGGAAGAGUUGGGAUUGUGUGUUGUUGAUGAAGAAGACAGUGAGACUCUACUUCUACAUCGUAUUAGUUCAGAUGACAUUUACAGAAAGCAAGAAGAUACCAUAAUCUCUUGGAGAGACCCAGAAUAUUCUACAGAGUUAGCUCUUAGCUUUCAGGAGACAACUGGAUGUUCAUACAUUUGGGAUCACAUCUGCAAUGCGCAAAGGAAUCUCCAUUUUAAUUCUCUCAACAAUGAUACGUUCCACAGCAUGAACAGUGAGUUAAGGGAGUUGCCUGCAAUUGAGUUAUCGACUCUGCCACUAAUACUUAAGGUUGUUACUGAAAGUGGGAUUACAGAUCAAAUGCGGUUAAUGGAACUCAUAGUUGCCAAUCAAGAUUUUUUCAAAAAGCUGAUGGACAUAUUUCAUAUCUGCGAAGAUUUGGAAAAUCUAGAUGGUCUUCACAUGAUAUAUAAAAUAAUCAGAGGGAUCAUCAUGCUAAAUAGAUCACAGAUCUUUGAGAAAAUUUUUGGAGAUGAGUUAAUCAUGGACAUCAUUGGUUCUCUAGAAUAUGAUCCAGAGGUAGACCAUGUCCAGCAUCAUCGUAACUUCUUAAAAGAGCACGUCAUUUUCAAAGAGGCCAUACCCAUCAAGGAUCCAUUGGUCUUGUCGAAGAUACACCAAACAUACAGAAUUGGCUAUCUAAAGGAUGUUGUUUUGGCUAGAGUAUUGGACGAGUCCACAAUUGCAAAUCUAAAUUCCAUUAUCCAUGCAAACAAUGCGCUGGUCGUUUCUUUGUUGAAGGAUGACAAUACAUUUAUUCAGGAGUUGUUUGUCAAGUUGAAAUUGCCAACAACCUCUGAAGAGUCUAAGAAGAAUUUGGUACAUUUUUUGCACGAGUUUUGCAGUUUAAGCAAAAAUUUGCAGAUGGUUCAGCAGCUAAGGUUAUUUAGGGAUCUUAUGAAUGAGGGAAUUUUUGAUGUCAUUGCUGAUGUAUUACAAAGUCCAGAUAAAAAGUUCGUGUUAACUGGGACAGAUAUCCUUAUUCUUUUCUUGAACCAAGAUCCAAAUCUUCUACGUUCUUAUGUUGUUAGGAAGGAAGGGAUUCCACUCCUAGGACUGUUGGUUGAAGGCCUGAUUACAGAUUUUGGGGAGGAGAUGCACUGUCAGUUUUUUGAAAUCCUUCGAUGUUUACUGGAUUCCUACUCGCUAUCCGGAGCAGCUCAGAGAGAAGCUGUUGUUGAGAUAUUUUACGAGAAUCAUUUGGGUAAACUAAUUGAUGUUAUAGCAGUUUCAUGCCCUUCAGAAGGUCUUCAUACAUUGAGCAACAAAAUUGGUCACUCUAGUGUAUUAAAGAAUCAGAGCAUAGUAAAGCCUGAAAUACUAUCCAACCUUUGUGAAUUGCUUUGCUUUUGUGUUCUCCACCAUCCUUAUAAAAUAAAGAGCAACUUUCUCGUGAAUAAUGUCAUAGAUAAAGUGUUGUUACUGACUCAAAGAAAGGAAAAAUACUUGGUUGUUGCAGCUGUUCGGUUUGUUCGUACUAUUUUAUCUCGCCAUGAUGAUGAUCUGGUCAAUCAUUUUAUAAAAAAUAAUCUUCUAAAACCAAUUAUAGAUGCCUUCAUUGCUAAUGGGAAUCGUUACAAUCUGCUCAACUCUGCUGUUUUAGAUUUAUUUGAGUAUAUCUGCAAGGAAAAUCUGAAAUCUUUAUUUAAGUACAUAGUUGGUUCAUUCUGGAAUCAGUUGGUCCAGUUUGAGCAUUUGGCUACAAUCCAGUCUCUAAAAGUUAAAUAUGAGCAGUGCCUAGAGGAUUUUAGUACAAGAGGCACAACUACUAAUGUAUUAGAUCCUAGAAAAAGAAUUGAGGAGCGUGCUUUGGAGAAAGAAGAAGAAGACUAUUUUAAUGGAGAGAGAGUUGAGCGUAGUUCUUUAAAUAGAAUAUUAAAUCGGGCUGUUAUUAACUCAUUACCAAUCAGUGAUGAAGAGGAUACUGCAACUGCAUCUGUUUCAAAUGUACAGAAAUCGCAAUCUUUUCCUGUUCUAUGUAAUGGAGUUGCUGCAAGUUACCCUCCACGAAGUCCUCAACCUGGUGGUGGACUUGUUGACUAUGAUGAUGAAGAGGACGAUGAGAACUACAGGCCACCGCCACGAAAACAAUCAGAAACAGUGGAUGAAGAUGAAGGAUCACUGCAUACUCUCAGGUUGAAGCGGAGGCCCGUUCACAAGGACAAGGAGGCAAAAAAGCAGCGACUGGGAAGGAAUCCCAAGAUGAGUAAUGGUCUAUUUACUGCCUUGUGUUCAACAUUGAGCCAUACAGUUCUGCCUGAUAAGGUUACAGCCAUCUCCCAGCAACCUAAGCCCCAUUUGAUUGAUCCGAAUAAUAGUUCAGAUCACGAGAGUCCGAAAGGGCAGGAGCAGAAUGCUUUAAGAACCGCAACCGAUAGCAACAGUAGUGUGGACGAGGAGAACCAUACAGAAACGCCACCAAUUUCUUCUAAAAAGUGUUGUGAUCAAUUGCUUAAUCCUUCAGAAAAUAGACAGUUGAAUGGAGAAGACUGUUCAUUGAUUCCUCCGAACUCCUCGCCUGAAAUGACUGUAAAUGGAUCCUAGGUUUUCUCUUCAUGGCAGGGUCAUUGCAAGUUCCUUCCAUUUUCGUUUGCCUUGUGAAUAUGCGUCGUGCGAAAACGGACCCGGGCUAGUCUUGGAUCGGCAAGUUCAAAGGGGAGCUAGUCCUGGAAUGAAUUGGCACCAAAAGGCAAGGAGGAGGUAGUUGAUGGCUGUAUAAUAGUGUGGUGUACUGACAGUGGUGGAUUGUGGAAGCUUCUUGUGUUGCAUUCGAACGAACGUUUUGAACAUCCUCGCACCGGGCUGUUCUAUUAUGACGAGUUUAGAAACGGUUGCUUUAAGUUGAACAGUUGUUGGUAUCAAAUUUUGUUAUCUGAUUUGAACCCUCCCCCCACCCCAAAGAUAAAAGAGAUAGGGUUAGGGUGUAUACAAAUAUUUAUAUCCAUGGGUUCAACUUUGUAAACUAACGUCAUUCAGUAGAGAUAGGGAGACGGGCAAGUCCCUCCCUCCAAAAGGAACAUGGAUUUUGUUAAGCUAACACAUUUUUAGUAAUUUUUUUUUA